GCUCAGCGAAAAGCGCCGAGGACUAGCCCGGACUGAGAGUCAGCACCGCGGACAGCGACACCCAGCAGCGACAGUAGCCCUUCGGCGCUCUCUCCUCCUUUCUCUCCAACACCAUCCCAGGCGCACGUCAUGGCUGUGGAAACUUACCUGCAAGGAAAGGAGAUCUCCGCAUCCCAGUUUUUUGAGAUCUGGCAUCAUUACGACUCUGACGGCAGUGGCUACUUGGAUGGCAAGGAACUGCAGAAUCUUAUCCAGGAGCUCCAGCAGGCACGGAAGAAAGCAGGCUUGGAUCUAACUCCAGAAAUGAAAAAAUUUGUGGACCAGUAUGGGAAGAGUUCUGAUGGGAAGAUAGGAAUAGUAGAGCUUGCUCAGAUCUUACCCACAGAAGAAAACUUCCUCUUGUUCUUUAGGUGCCAGCAGCUGAAAUCAUCUGAAGAUUUCAUGCAGACAUGGAGAAAAUAUGAUAGUGACCACAGUGGCUAUAUGGAUGCUGAAGAACUUAAGGGUUUCUUGAAAGACUUGCUACAGAAAGCAAAUAAACAGAUUGAUGACUCAAAGCUGACAGAAUACACAGACAUUAUGCUCCGGAUGUUUGAUGAAAACAAUGAUGGAAAGCUGGAACUGACUGAAAUGGCCAAAUUGCUCCCAGUACAGGAAAACUUUCUCCUUAAAUUUAAGGGUGUCAAAAUGAGUCAAAACGAAUUCAGUAAAGCAUUUGAAUCAUUUGACUCAGAUGGAAGUGGCUUCAUAGACGAACAGGAACUUGAUGCUUUGCUGAAAAAUCUUUGUGAAAAGAACAAAUCGGAAUUAGACAUUAACAACAUUGCAACAUACAAGAAAAGCAUCAUGGCCUUGUCUGACAAAGGAAAACUUUUCCGGAAUGAUCUCGCUCUUAUCCUCUGCGCUGGAGGAAAUUAGAGUCCAUUGAUAACUUCCAUUUAACUAGUGAUAUAUCUUUUAAAAAAAUAAUUGUGCACUAUAAGGGAAUAGGCUUUACUUUCUUUUAUAUCUUGUAAAUUUAAAACUGCAUAUAGAUAAUUAGCCAGGACAUGUGGCACAUUCUUUUCAGCUUGUUUCUAUACUGUUUGUAAUGUACAGUUUUUGUAACUAUAAGAUUGAUAAAAGAGAGCGUCUAUGUUUGGA
Molecule: messenger RNA, 1143 nt
Organism: Heteronotia binoei (common prickly gecko)
Lineage: Eukaryota; Metazoa; Chordata; Lepidosauria; Squamata; Gekkonidae
Gene: CALB1
Product: calbindin 1
Exons: 11
Coding region: 130-918 (262 amino acids)
Biological process (GO): regulation of long-term synaptic potentiation; regulation of presynaptic cytosolic calcium ion concentration
Cellular component (GO): terminal bouton; nucleus; cytosol
Molecular function (GO): calcium ion binding
Source: RefSeq, a predicted model, not a curated record